Rhizophagus irregularis DAOM 181602=DAOM 197198 is the source of this 2961-nucleotide messenger RNA. RefSeq lists its product as uncharacterized. Lineage: Eukaryota; Fungi; Glomeromycota; Glomeromycetes; Glomerales; Glomeraceae. The record is from RefSeq and is a predicted model, not a curated record.
AUGGAUCGAGCGCUUACUUGUUUACUUGUAAACGUAAAAGCAAACACUAGAAGUUUCAAAGCAAUUCCUAUCUACAAAAAUGCAGAUAAAAAGAUCGUCCAACUUCAUGGACAUCUAAUCCAGUUAGACCAAAUAACGAUUAUGCUUUUAAGGGACCUUAUCUAUGAACACUACGAUACGAAACUUUGGAAAGUUAAUCUCGAUACUGCUGAUAUCGAAAAUAAAAAAAUUUCUACUAAAGAUGACAUUAUCAAACUCGGCGGAAAAGAAAUGACACCUAGUGAUAUGUUAGAAGUAUAUAUUCAAGAUGAACUUAAUAGUCUCAAUUUUAUGCCAAAUAAGAUCCACAUCAUCGCCAUCGACUACACCACACCCACCAUCGCUCCUGAAAAGAAAAUAUGGGUUUGUUAUGAUCGAUGUCCCAUUGCCUUUAGUAAAGAAGAGUUGGAAUCAAAGGGAAUUUGUGACGUAGAUGAUCUUAAAAGAGAAAUCAGAGAUAGAUUGAGUAGCCUCAGCAAUUAUACUAAUGAUAUGCUCUCCCUUCGCAAAAAAAAUGAAACAGAAAUCUUAGCUCCCACUAUUUCUAUUGAUAAUCUAUAUAGUAUGGAAUUUAUGGAAUUAGAUGUUAUUGUAGACAAAGAAAAUUACCGUCCAAACAAAAAGGUGAAGCUCGAAGAAGCUAAAAAAGUUAAGAAAAUAUGGGUUUAUUAUGAAGAAUUUAGUCUCACCUUUAGAAAAGAAGAUUGCGAUUCAAAGGGAAUUUAUGACGUAGAUGGUCUUAGAAGAGAAAUCAAAGAUAGUUUUAAUACCCUCAGCGAUUAUUCCUAUGAGAUGGUCUUCCUUCGCAAUAGAAAUGAAACGGAAUUCUUGGAUCCCGCUAUUUCUAUUGAUGUUCUGUAUGGUAUGAAAUUAGAGGUUAUUAUUGUAAACAAAAAAAAUGAUAACAAGAGCACAUCAAGUAGAAAAAAAAUGAAUAAUAUUGAAUCGAAAAGAAUUGAAAAAGCAUUCCAAACUAAAUACCAAGGCACUGUUCUGGAAAAAUUUUACAUUCGGCUAAACUUUUUUCAUGAAAUUUGGUUGUCAGAUAGCAGAUACGUCCCUUAUUUAGCAAUCAUACAAAGCUCCGGUUCCGGUAAAACGCGGCUUGUGGCGGAAUUGAGAACCAAGGGGAUCUAUGUCUUGUACAUCUGUAAACGUAGUGAGGAUAGUACUGGAUACCCCAAAUCAACACCUUUUGCUCAAAAAGUUCUGGAUACAAUUCGGGAUGAUGAAUUUGGGGCUCUUUUGUGUGGCGCAAUCGAAGAAAUUAAAAACAAAGGAUGGAGCGCAGAGGAGUUUUGGGAUAUUCAAGUUAAAGGUGAUCACGAAUGUGAGGAAUUCUGGAAUGUAGUUUUGGGAUCGUUGGAUCUUGAAUCUUCACAAUCAAAAUGCAAUAACGAAGAAUUUGUUAAGGAUUUAUUUCCCCAAAUAGGUAUCUCUGUAGUUUGUUGUAUUGACGAGGCACAUGAAUUAAUUACGCAGAGAAAUAGUGGCGAAACCUGCUUUGUUAAAUGGAGACGACAAAUUAAGAAAAUUUCAUGGAAAGGAUUCUUUAAUGUUGUUCUCAGCACAAAUGGGAAGAUUGGCAAUUUCCUUCCUCCAACGAUAAAAGAUACCGUAUCUGCCAGAACAACUAAUUUCCAAAUAUUUCCUGCGUAUUUAGAUGUAAGUACCACGGACGUGUUAGCAUUACUUGUUGAAAACGUUGGUAAAGAAAACUUUGAUAAAGAUUACGAUCUUAAAAGGGCUGUAUAUCUAGGAACUCCCCUUUGGGGUUCUCUUGCUCAAGCCGGAGAAAGUCUUAAAGAUCUUAUUCUUCUAGCUUCAGAGAAGAUCCGCAACUUUAGCAAAAAGAAGGAUGAUUAUAUUGCUAAUCUUGCAUGUAUAUCUUGCACCCUGGCUCUUGAAGUUUCUCCUCGAAUUGCAGAAGUAGACAAUCUGAUAGCAUCCCAUAUGGCUACUGCUAUAGGGAUUUCACCUGAUCGUACAAGCAUUCUUUGCACAUAUCCUUCUGAUGCUAUCCUUGCAUCUGGUGCUCUAAAAGGAAUCAUUAAUGUUGGUUGGGAAAACUGCUUGGACACAUUGGUGGAACUGCUCAGUCGUGGGGUAGUAGAAGUGGGAGAAAGAGGAGAACUUGUCAAUCGCAUCCUCUUUUUGAUGAGAUAUGCAGUUGUUGCGAGAGAAAUAUUUUUAGGAUCAGCUACAUAUUUGGAGAAAAUUCCCUUAAAAUUAUUUUUAGAAAAAAUUGAUGGCCAUAGUAUGCUUCUUGACGAAUUGAAAAUAAAUGAUGCAAAAGUUGGAUUUAAUCAUUGGAUAUCUUUGCUGGCUACCAAUAUGGAUUAUGUGAAUGAAUCUGAAGGGAAUAAAUUCCUAACGGAGGAUCUUGUCAAAGAAGCUUAUCACCGCCAUGCUGCCAUCAGGAUGCCAUUUGGGUUCAAAGAUAUCGAUCAUGUCAUUCCAUUUAAAUACUCUUCUGAUUAUGGCGUCAUUUUAAUUCAAAACAAGAAUGCAAAACAAUCAACCUAUAAAUCGGUAGACAAUUUCGCAUUAACAAAUCCAGCAAGUGUUGGUAUACGGCAGAAAGAUUAUAAGGUUCUAGGUAUCUAUGCUGAUUUUCAUCAGGGAGAACUCCCAUACAAAGCAACAUCAGAAAUAAAAAGCAUAGAUUAUAUAUCUACACGAUCGAGACCGGGAGAAAAAGCUAAUAUUAUGUAUAUUCGAGGUGUUGAAGCGUUUGAGUUUGAUAAUGAAAUUAAUAAACGACUAUUUAAAGUACUUUAUACACGACCUUGGCCAUUAGAUAGAUACUGGAGCACCUUUGGUGAGAACGAAUUGGUUAGGAAAGAUGAAAUAAAAUCUUUUUUACCUAUUAUAUUUAAACAGAAUAAGGGAGAGUCUUUGAUUGAUAAAUGGAAGAUGUAA